This is a messenger RNA of Drechmeria coniospora, 213 nucleotides long. RefSeq lists its product as uncharacterized. The record is from RefSeq and is a predicted model, not a curated record. The coding region runs from base 1 to 213 and encodes 70 amino acids. The transcript has 4 exons. Lineage: Eukaryota; Fungi; Ascomycota; Sordariomycetes; Hypocreales; Ophiocordycipitaceae.
AUGGGUUUCGUCAACGCGAAGAACAAGGUGCCCGAGCACCAGCGCUUCUACCAGCAAGCCUACAAGGCCCAUACUCGCCUGUGGAAGAUUGGUCACCGAAGCCGUUGGUUCAUGACGCCGUAUCUCAUCGUUCUGUGGGGUGGAUUUGGAGCUACACUGUACGCUGCCGGGCGGAAAAUCACUGGCCACAACACGUGGUUCAGCAAGAACUAG